Messenger RNA from Notechis scutatus (mainland tiger snake), 981 nucleotides. RefSeq names its product parvalbumin, thymic CPV3-like. Gene Ontology annotation, cellular component: cytoplasm. The record is from RefSeq and is a predicted model, not a curated record. Gene Ontology annotation, molecular function: calcium ion binding. Lineage: Eukaryota; Metazoa; Chordata; Lepidosauria; Squamata; Elapidae.
UGCAGCUUUCUGCUAUACCUUCUUUUAGCAGAAUCCAAGAUGAGCAUAAGUGACUUCCUUAGUCCUUCGGAUAUUGCUGCCGCACUCCAGGAUUGUCAAGCUCCAGAUAGUUUCAACCACAGAAAAUUCUUCCAGCUUAUUGGAAUGUCCAAAAAGAGCAGCAGCCAAAUCAAGGACAUUUUCCAAAUAUUAGACCACAAUCAAAGUGGAUUUAUUGAAGAACAGGAGUUAACAUACUUCCUCCAGAGAUUUGAUCCCGGGGCUCGCUUGUUAACAGCGACAGAAAUCGAAAAAUUUAUGGCGGCAGGAGACCACGAUGGAGAUGGGAAAGUUGGGACUGAAGAAUUCCAGGAGAUGGUGCAGUCCUAAAGGACCGGAAGUGGCGGAAGAACUUCUGCUACCCAGAAAAAGUUCUCUUGAAACUUUCAAAUCCCAGGAUCCUUUGUUAUGCUUUGCCUCCUAUUCAGUGGUGUGCUACACAUAGUCCUCAAGAUACGACCGUAAUGCCCAUUACAAUUGUGACAGUCGUCAAGUUAAAGCUUGACCGCAUACCCCUGCUCUAUCCCUGUGGUUGCUCAUAAGGAUGAAUGACCACUGUUGUAACUUUGAAACAGGGUCAUACGUCAUUUGGGACCCUCUGUUGUAAUGGUGAACAUGUCAAAUCACAAGGACUAGCUGUCCAAUUUCCAAAGGUUAAUUCUCUCAAGCUACCAAAUAAAGAUCAUUUCAAAGUCACUGUCUCUGUGGUACAACGGACAGAUGUCUCUCUUUGAAUAGGGACAUCUGUUUUCCAAGUCAGGAUGAAAACUCUGCCAUUUCAGAUAUCAAACACAAGGGGAGGUAGAGAAAAUAAAAACUAAGCCUGUUGACCCCAAGGUGGGCUGCCAGCAUUUCUUCUAUGGCUUCUAGACCUGGACAAAAGAUUUUGGAUGUACAGAUAAGACCUCGACUUACAACAGUUCCUUUAGUGAUCAUUCAAAG